CACUUUUAGUAGCACUCAUGCUUUCGUCGAGUUAAGACGUUUGGGAAUCGUACGGCAUCCCUGGGACGGCGAGACGUCUUCGAUCUGUGGUGGUGGUGUUGUGUCUCUGUGUGGAACGUGUGCGGUGUUGUUUCAGAAACGCGUUCCCUCUUCCUGCUACUAGCGAGAACGAUGGCGCGCAGCGGUUUUGCAUGACUGGAAGUGAUUUAGAGUUGAGGUCUUGCGUAUAAAGUGUAGUUUCGUUGCAGAGCAACAAAACAGUAGUGCAGUGUCGCGGGCUUUUUUUUUGGGUCAACAAAAAGUGAGAUAAUUUGCUUGUUCGGAUUUGACCAGACCAGAGUGUAUGGCAAAAAAAAGUUGAAAUAUAGUGUGUGCAUAAAUCUAGCGGAAAUUUGUUUAUCGAUAGCGUAGUGUCCCCAUGUAUCAUUGCAUAACUGUUAGUGGCAAACGAAGGUUGUAACAACACACAUCGAUUGGAUUGAUUCAUUGAGAAGUUGAAUACCUACGCGCAGUGCUGUGUGGAUUGUUGGUACGGCUCGAGGUGAUACCCUCUGAGCUUGGGUACUACUAUAUUAUUAGAGGUGGCGGCUGCAACAUGAUUGGCUGUCCGUGUUUAUGAAUAGUGAGAGUGAAACCAUUCGUCGUGGUUGAUUUGUUUAUUUCCCAAUACGCCAUAAUACACUGUGAGUGCCUACAAUAGUUGCAGCUGUGAGGAGGCGGUGGUUCCGAAUAGAAACGUGUCGGCGGUUUGUUUUUACCAGGAGGAGCAGUGAUUAAGCAGCAGCGUUCAGGAUGACGAUCUUCAGCUUUUAUGGAAUGAGGAUAAAAGUCCCGAAGCAAGAGGACAAAAUGACACCCGCAGGAGGCCAGCUGCAACAUAAUUCCGAGGAUGCAACCCAACAACAGAUUCCUAACAUUGCCGGGACGAUCACCGAUGCGAGUCACAAGCAGCAGCAUCAGCAGCAUCAGCAGCACCACACACAGUAUCUUCACCAUCAGCAUGUACAUCUACCUCAGCUGCAUCAUUUCUCGUCAUCGAUGCCUGGUGGCAGCACAGGGCUGCUGGCAAACGGAGGCAAUGGUGGCAGUGCAUCGGCGCCUUCAACGCUGGCCAGUGGAACUAAACUACCUGCCAAAUCUUUACCAACCGGGCCGUCCCCCUUUCGGCAGCUGCUUCCCGCCGCUCUGUGCAUCAUUUCGUUCGCGACGGUGCUUAGCAUACUUCUAAUCUACAUGGACACGACAGAAAUCCGACACCAACAGUUUCGGCUCAAUAUGUCACGCGACUACGACUUGAUGGGGGUGCCCCAGGACAAUCCCGCGCUAGUAAAGUACGUCAGGGACAUUCACAUGAAGAAGUACCCGAUGACCUUUAUGCGAAGUGCGAAUGCUCCCGCAGAGCAUCUAAAUUUCACCAAUCGACACGAGAUAACCCCCGAAAUGGCUCACUUCAUUUCGGACCUGUUGGGAAAGAAGCGUUUUGGAACAUUCUUCCAGUCACUGACCGGCAUAAGUGAUUCCAUGAUGACCGCCCCCUGGCUGGCGGGAACCAUGAACUGGGGCGGUUACCUAGUGGAACCGGACCCGCGGAAAUAUUUCUCCCUCCGCAAGCAGAAUGCCUUCCGACCAAACGUACAGGUGAUUCAUGCCUGCCUAUCUCCAAACACAUAUCCCAAAGAGGUCACGCUGCACCACGAUGAUGAUAGCGAAGUGCGAAUCAACAGUGUGCUGGAUGAGGAGACUGAAUGGUUCCAUCCGCGCGUCAAGUGCUUCCCCGUUUACACGCUAAUGUUGGCCGUCAACAGGACCUCGAUCGAUUUGCUCAGCCUUGGCUGCCAGGGACAGGAGCUACAGAUUCUCCAAACGAUUCCCUUCGAUCGGGUUCAUGUGAAGGUAAUCUCGAUUCAUCUGGUGCAUUACUACGAGGAGGACGAAAUGAUGAUUGACGUUGACGAAUAUGUGCAGAAUAUCACCCGAUUUCUGCUGAGCAAAUCGUACAAAAUGGUUCGUAGCUACGACCGCAAUUUCAUCUAUCAAUACGUCAGCGUGAACAGCGGAUUGGGUGCCAGUAUUAGCAGAGUCAAUAGCGUGGUGGGAAGCGCCGAAGGUGACCUUAUAGCUGCGCCUCCUACCAUGAAUGAUAAUGGUAGCGGAAGUAGUAAUGGCGCCAGCAGUACUGUUAAUGCGGUCAAGAGCACUGACAAUAAGAUCAGCACCAGUGAGAAGGGUGAUAAUGUGCGCAAGAUGAGCGGCAUUGGCACUACAUCAUCGCCACAAGUGCCGGCGAGCAGUGGAUCCACCAGCAAAGCUGCAAUUGGCGCUGAUUACACCAAUGCAGCUUAGUUCGACCAGUUUACCACCAAUGGUAACAUCAUUGUAAGUGUGGGUUAUGAAUCAUGAACAAAGCCGACGCGGGCAAAACAUUUUUACCAACUAUAGUUGUUCAUCUGACAUCGAUUUGCAGCGGUGCAAAUUUCGAAACUAAGGAUACCAAUUCAUCAUUCCAGAACGGGUUUCUACUCUCUAGUAGUUAGAGCAAAUUUUUUCCUAAAACAGCAUUUUAGAUAUCUAUUGAAAAGAAAAUAGUUUAAAAGUGAAAGCAACAAUUCUCUCACUAACGGGUUAUCUAAUUCACUUUGAGACUAUAAAACUCAAAUUUUAACUGUCACAUGUUGUCGUUCACAGUGCUCUCUCUACAUAAGACAUAAAAGUUGAAACUGGACUAAACAUAAGAAGAGGAGAAAGAUAUCGGAAGUAUUCAUAUUUAUUUAACACUUUUUAUACUUAAGCAAAUGAAUUUUCAGCCUAACUUUUUUGGUCCUGUAUCGGAAAGAAUGAUUGCUCAAAACGUGAAAGAUUUUUUCAAUUGGCGAUGAAGUUCUAAAUAUUUGAUUCUCGGUUAGUAAAUUAAGGAUUUUUUGGUACAGUUUUGAGACGUUUCCUUUGAAUGCGAUGUUUCCUUUCACCCACAGCACGUUCUUGAAAAAGCCGUAUGGACAUGUUUUGCGUGUCGAGCAUUUUUUUAAAUAAGAUUUAUGUUAAAUUUAAUUUGAUCCAGCAGGUGAAACAGCAACACGUAUAGUAUUAUUUUAUCGUUCAUAGAAGCGCUAAAUCUCUUUUUUCAUCAUUUUCCUACCUUAUCUUAGUUCUAGUUCUUUAAUUUGAAUGGAAGGAAAAAUUUGUUUACCAGAGAAUAAACGCAAGAGAGGUCAAUUUCGCAUAGAGAAUUCAAGUGAAUGUAGUUUUAUACAUUUAUCUAUUAAGAUAGAUAGUUAUGUCAUGAAAGAGAAGCAACAUAAGAAACUGAUUAGUUAAUAAGUAACUAUCAUUUUAUACUACUGUUAAUAUUACACUGAACGAAAGAGUGGAAUAAUGAGAAAUGAAAAUUCUUGAACAAUG
Molecule: messenger RNA, 3399 nt
Organism: Toxorhynchites rutilus septentrionalis
Lineage: Eukaryota; Metazoa; Arthropoda; Insecta; Diptera; Culicidae
Gene: S
Product: protein Star
Exons: 6
Coding region: 793-2343 (516 amino acids)
Source: RefSeq, a predicted model, not a curated record